GGACCACCAGAGAGAAGGUGCAUUCCAUUAUAUCACUUGACAGCACUGGGCAUCGCCACCACUCCAAGCCGCACUUCCACCCACCAUUUUCAACUCGCCUUCAACUCGGCUUCAACUCGCCUUACCUCGAACUAAAGCUCGCCCUCUGGUCUUGCAUCUUACAGCCCAGAUUCGCGCAUUCCAACAUGGCCACAACAGCUCCGCCGCCCCUCCAAGUCCAUCUCCCGCCAGCCAAGCAGGUCGAACUCAACUCCCGCGAGGACAUCCUUUUUCUCCAUCCCGGCUACGACAGCCGGAAUAUCCUUCUGAGCCUCCCUCGUGUGGAUGGAGCAACGUCGACCUCCACCUACGGCGUGCAUCAUCGAACUGCUCUUCUGGCCUGCCAAAUCAUCGCCAGGAAUGCUUUUGCCAAUAGCUUUCUCGCUCUUGAUAAGGCCGGUCAGCAACGCGUCCAGGAGCCGCUAGACGGCAUUCUGACAAACGCGGAGUACUACUUCUUUGUUCAGGGCUCUGUGCUCUAUCCGAUUGUCCCUAGCUUUCGAGAUUGGGAGUUCCCCCAUGGCCGCAUCCCGGAUUGGUGGCCAGCGAUUACCCCUACCUCGGUCUCCUCAGAGGAUUGUGCCGUCACCAACGCCGGUUAUGCCGUUGAUGAAGCCCAUCUUGUACCGAAAGAGGAACAAGAUUGGUACAUUGACAACAGCAUGAAACGGUAUGGGUUGGAUCCGCCUGAUAUCGACAACAAAGCGAACAUCCUUCCCUUGAGGAAAGAUAUACACUACGUGUUCGACACUCGGGGGUUCGUUGUUGUUCCAAAGAUUUGCACCACGGAUCCUUCCCUUCAGCCCUCCCCCCAAUACGUCACGCACAUCAUUUCGCGAAACGCGGCAGAACUGUGGCCUACGCAUCAUAAUACCCUCGUCCGAUCCCUCCAUGCCGAAUCGCGUGCCUACCUCUUUGCCCGAUUCGCUUGGGCUAUCCUUUUCCGGGUCAAGCCUUUCAUCAUCGAAGGCCUCGAACGUUACGUUAUCCGAAUCUCCAGAGCUGAAGCUGGCGGGAUCGAGUACAAGGCGAAGUCCUAUACUGGGACGGAGCUCCGGGAUACCUAUGGCGGUGGCGGAUCAAAGUCGGCAACCCCGCUAAAUGCGAAGAAGAGGAAGUCCCUACAAGGGAGUGCCGCAAACGACGAAGCGAGCUUUACGGAGUCGUCCAGGGACAGCGACUCCGAUAUGAUGGACACGGAUAGUCUGUGGGAUGUGAUGAGUGACCAGAGAGGGAAUGGAGGUAACAGAAUACAGGAGUCGUCAGAGGAAACUGCCCCCGAUACCAAGGUAUGCCUAGCACCAGACAUCGAGGCAGACCUUAGAGAGGCUUUACGCAAGGGCAUGGCGCAGCAGCAGGAGACAGUCUUGGAGGACUAGUACACUUGGAAUUUGCAGCGAAUUGCCUCGGGCUUCGCGGCGGUUUUCCAUUCUUGUUGCGAGUUUUGUGUUUGAUUCUUUUUUAGGAACUAGGGGUUUGGAGCCCGCUUCGCGGGCUCGUGGGUUUU
Thermothielavioides terrestris NRRL 8126 is the source of this 1546-nucleotide messenger RNA. RefSeq lists its product as uncharacterized. The coding region runs from base 186 to 1418 and encodes 410 amino acids. NCBI's taxonomy places the organism in Eukaryota, Fungi, Ascomycota, Sordariomycetes, Sordariales, Chaetomiaceae. The transcript has 2 exons. The record is from RefSeq and is a predicted model, not a curated record.